CAACUCGCCGUUCUUCCAUCAUCCAUCUCCAUCCCGGUCAAUUAUCAUCUUUGAAAUCUCCCACUUCCAACCAAUUCACAACCGCCAAAAUGGUCAAGCUUACCGAGGUCGAGGAUGAGCACUUCACCGAAAAGCCCAUUCCCAGCAAGAACGAUGCCCUGCUGGUUUCCGAUGACGAGGAGGAUUACACCGACACUGACUCCGAGAUCUCCAACGAUGAGGAGGAGGAGGACCUCGAGCUCGAGGAGGAGUCCCUCUACGAGCGUCUCUCCGCCUUGAAAGACAUCAUCCCCCCCGGCGCGCGCCGCACCGUCAGCAAUACCGUCUCCACCGUCACAUCCCUCACCAAGUCCAGCCUGUCCUUCAGCGGCAAGGCUCUUUGGAUCAUCAGCACCAGCGCUUUCCUGAUCGGUGUCCCAUGGGCGUUGGCCUACGCCGAGGAGGAGCAGUACAUUCAGAUGGAGCGGGAGCAGGGCAUGAUUAAGGGUGCCAACGAGAUGCUCACGCCCGGUGCCGAGCCCGAGAAGCAGGGUGUCCAGGCCACUCUGUAAAUUAACUCCGCCAUGAGAAACGGGAUGAACGGGCAACACACCCGAAUGACUUGAUGGUCGAUCACAUAAUUGAUAGAAGAUCGACAUGGAACCAACAACAUGGCGGAUGAAAUCCAGCCUUUGGCCCCGAUAAUCCUCAAUUCCGUCGGCCUGUAGCAAACUCUUUCAACCAUCUCGGAUUGAAAUGAUCGGCUUCAACACCGUUGUUGUUGUAAAGUCAUUCUAUUCCCGACUGAUUCAUCCCUUUUUCUGUUCCUCGCUUCUUGAUAUGUCUUUCCACCAGAAAUUUUGGCUCCGGCAGCUUAUGCAUGCAUGUAUUUGUACAAUCACAACCAUCUUCCUUUUCCUCUCUCCAUAUCCUCUAUAUACGCUUUUUUAUUUCUCCUUUGCUUCUCCUCGUGAUUUGUAUGUCUAAGUGAUGCUAUUGAGUUGUUCGAUCUCACCGAAUUUCGUGCUUGGGAGUACAUUAAUCAAGGGAAUGGCUCCCUUCACAGUCUUGAAGCCAGCUCAAACCAAGCCGCAUCAUGGCG
Messenger RNA from Penicillium brasilianum, 1081 nucleotides. The record is from the annotation of a GenBank genome assembly. Lineage: Eukaryota; Fungi; Ascomycota; Eurotiomycetes; Eurotiales; Aspergillaceae.